AUGUAUUCCGGAGUUGGGGAAUAUGAACAAGGCGAAGAUGGCCAGUUUCAUAGAACCUCAGGCCGAAACUCUCACGCCAAAGGAUACUACAAUGAAGAUUCUGAUGAGCAAUCCAAUUCUUCUGACUUCCAAGGCUUCGAUUCAGACGAAGAUGACGAUUUUAACGUAGACGAAGUAAAAACUUCAAAGAAAAAAACUAAGCCAUCAAAACCCAAGUCCACAACCACUACAAAACAUGCUCCUAGAAAGAAUUUCGACAAGUCUUUUAUCGAUGAUGAAAGCAUUUAUGAAGAAAAAGCACCAAGAAAACGCAAAAAAGUAUCCAACGACUACUCCUCGGACUACGAUGAUGAAGUUUGGAGUGAUUAUUCGGAGUCUUCUGAAGAUGCUGGAUUAGCUUACUCCCGAGAACCAAGAAGGACCAAAUCUGUCACAUAUUUCGAAGAAGAGGAAGAAGAGAAAUCCGCAUCCGAAUCGGAAGACGAAGAAGAAAAGAAACAAGAAGAGCCAAAGGGCCCAAGAAUUGAAAGAAUUAUUGGUAUCCCUACUAAGCAGACAGAACCACCGACUUAUUUCAUCAAAAUGGCUAACGAAUCUUACAGGCACUGCAAAUGGCUAAACGAAGAAGAAAUUAUGGCUCUCGGUGGGAAGAACCUGUUGAAUAAAUACAAGAAGAAAGUACAGCAGGUCGGCCUGAAGCAAAUGGUCGAAUGCGAUUCUCAGGAUAUGCUAAUGCUUCCUGAAAAGGAAAUUUACAAUAUUGAUUUUUGCGAAAUCGAUAAAAUCAUUGCGCAGAACGAAGAAGGAAAAUAUUUAGUCCUCUGGAAAGGUCUGAACUAUAAUGACUGUACAUGGGAAGACGAGAUUCAAGAUAACGAAGCAAUCGCUGACUUUGAACGCAGAAAUGAUAUCUCACAAUACAAAGAGCCGCGUAUAGCUCUCAUACAGCGUCCGGAAUUGUUCCAACUUUUCGGUGAAAAUUACCCAUUACCUCCAUUCCCAACCAGAAGAGAAUUACGUGACUAUCAGAUCGACGGUAUCAACUGGCUACGUCGCAACUGGUACAACCAUCGUAAUUGCAUCCUUGCCGAUGAAAUGGGUCUUGGUAAAACAGUUCAAGGCGUUAAUAUCAUUUACGAUCUUUACAGAAUUGGAGAUCCAGGACCAUUCUUGGUCAUUGCUCCUCUUUCCACUCUCGAUCAGUGGGUUCGUGAGUUCAAAAACUGGACUCCACUCAAUGUUGUCAAAUUUACAGGUCCAGGUAAAGAAAUUAUCGCCAAGUACGAGCUUACAUAUCCUAAUACAGAUGUUCCGAAGUUCAACGUCAUUCUUACUAAUCCAGAUGUCUUAAUUAAGUUUGAUGAAAUCUUUAUGAACUUCUGCUGGCACUACGUCAUCGUCGAUGAAGCCCACGAAUUAAGGAACGAUGAAACAAAGCGCUACAAAUUCAUGGAAAGCAUGAAUAUUCAGAAUCUUCUCUUAAUGACAGGUACUCCCAUUCAAAACAACCUCAAAGAGCUCUGGUCCCUCCUCCAUCUUAUCGACAGAGCCAAAUUUGACUCAGUUGAGUCGUUUAUGCAGUUAUACGAUACAGAAAAAGAUCCUCAGAACGCAACCAAGCGUUUGCAAGAAGAUCUGAAGCCAUACAUGCUCCGUCGUAAGAAAGAAGAUGUCGAAAAGUCAAUUGGAAAGAAAGAAGAGACAAUUGUCAACGUCGAAUUAACUCGCGCUCAAAAGAUGUUAUACAGAUCACUUAUCGAACAAAAAAUACCAGAACUCGCUGCUUCUGAUUCAUCUCACAGAAGAGCUUUACCAGAAUUACCUAAUCUUGCCAUGCAAUUACGUAAAGUUUGCUGCCAUCCGUAUCUGAUCCAAGACUACGAAAAAAUUAUCGGCGAUGUCUUACAAGGAAUGUCCGAAUUCGACCAACUUGUGAAAUGUUCUGGAAAGAUGGUUUUCGUAGACAAACUGCUUGGUAAAUUACAUCCGCUUGGAAAGAAGAUAUUAAUCUUCUCCCAAUUCAAACAUGUCCUCGAUAUCAUUUCCCAAUUCCUUGAUAUGAGGAAUUACAAGUACGAAAGAAUCGAUGGUGGCAGCCAUGGUAACGACAGACAGAAGAAGAUGGAUAGAUUCAACGAUCCGACCCAAGAUAUCUUUGUAUUCCUUCUUUCUACGAGAGCUGGUGGCUUAGGCCUCAACCUUACAGCAGCUGAUACAGUCAUCAUCUUCGACUCCGACUGGAAUCCGCAGAACGAUGUACAAGCCCAGGCCAGAUGCCACAGAAUUGGCCAAACCGCCGAAAAAGUUGUAGUUUACAGACUGAUUACUCGUGGUACGUAUGAAAGCGAGAUGUUUGACAGGGCCAGUAAGAAGCUUGGCCUCGACCAAGCAGUUCUCGAUCAUCAUGCCAACAACGAAAGUGAAUCUAAGAUGGACAAAGAGGAACUGGAAAACCUGAUUAAGCGUGGCGCUUAUUACCAGCUCACAGAUAUGAACUACGAAGAAGGUGAUAACUUCACAAGCCAAUCCAUUGAUGAAAUCCUUGAUUCUCGUACCAGAAUCUUUUCAUCCAGCUCUGCAGACUCCAAUUCCUCAUUCUCUACUACUAAUUUCACUGCAUCUGAGAAAGAUGCGAAAAUUGACUUCCAAGACCCCAACUUCUGGAAGAACCUCAACCCGUCAGGUAUCGUUGAGCCUCAGACCUACAACGCCGAGUACCUUGGCAAGCGAAACAGGUCCAGCAUCAAGAGAUACAAAGAUGAUGACGGAGACGAUGAAGAUGAUGUCACUGAUUGGUCGGUCAACAAAGUACAGAAAUGUCUGACAGCGCUGAGAACAUACGGUUUCAACCACUGGGGACCCAUCUGUUCCUCCACAAACCUCGACAAGAACACAGCGAUCGAUGGCUGCUCAAUUCUCAUGUCCAAGAUCUUCCAAAGCCGUGAUAAAGAGCUGCAAAAGAUCGCUGGCCCUGAUUUCAAAUUGAACGAUAACCAGCGUAGAUUGGCCAGUUCGAACAAGACAUUCAACCACAAAGACAUCAAAGCGAAACUUCAGCAGUCUGACAAGAUAAUCCACGCUCUCCAACAGUUGGCAACCAUCAAACUGUUCAUUGAAGGAUACACGUCCAUUUCCGGAUGCAAGGAUUCGAAUGACUGGGAUUCAUCACGCGACAAAAACCUGUUGAACGCUGUCUGGUCGAAUGGUGUUGGUAAGUGGGAUGUUGUGUUGAAAGAUGAGAAAUUCUUCCCAGCAGGAUUUCUAACAGACGAAAACAAGAAGGCCGCAAUCAAGCGCUACAAGAAACUCAUUGAUUAUUUGGACGAUGACAAAACAGCUUCUUCCAGGAGUAGAAACACAGAACAUUCACAUGUGGAAAGAGCUCCUCCGAAACCUAAAGUAGAUCCGAAACUAGAGAAACUGUUCAAGUUCCUGCAGAAGAUGGGAAUGCCAAACGAAAACAAGAUUCCUAAGAUCAAGGAAAUCACAGGAAUCGAGGAUAUCGAUGGCACAAUAAAGAGGUUCUUCAAAGCCGCGAUAAGAGUCACAGAAGGAAAAGAACUCAAAACGGAAGACAAAGAGUUUGAACCUCUUUUAUCAAAAUCUGCUGCAGAACAAUUGAACUCAAACAGGAAGUGGAUGAAAGAGUUCAAACACUUCUUCAGACACGAGUUCAUCAAUCACUUGGAAAUCCUCAAAUUGGUGCCAACAAACCAAUUGAAUCUUCCUCCAUUUUGGAACCCUGAAAUCCAUGAAUAUCCUCUUCUGAAAAUGAUUUAUUUCAGCGGUUUCUAUCAUUUGAAUGGAUUGACAAAGAAAGAUCCAUUCUCUAAACUUCCUCAGGAUGAUAUGAAUUUAUUGGUCCAUUUCCUCAAAAGUGACAUAGAAGUGAAGAAACACGUUGAAUACAUUAUCGGAGUUUACAAGAAAAAUAAGUCAAGUUCACAACCGAUAAUUUUAGAAAAAAGUGACAGAGAAUUAAACCUUCCUAUCACUAAAGGCGAUACAACGAUAGAGAGUUUGGGAACAGGUAAGUUCUUCCUUUCCAAGGGUGUUUUGUGCAGAGAAGGCUUCUCUGCUUUCGUCAGAUUGAAUAAUGAAAAACACCACUGCCAGAUACUGCCGGGAAAGAAGUUCAGCGUCAAUGGAAAGGUCGCUGAUAACGUGCUGGAUGCUUUCAAGGCUGCUAAUGUACAAGGAGGAGAGCUGGAGAAAUUUGGUGUCAAGAAACCAUUUGUAAUGUAUUGGAAUCAAAAGAACCUUCAGUCAGAAGGUCAUAAGAUUGACGGCUAUGAAAGAAAGACUUUCAAGUUUGAAUAA
Messenger RNA from Trichomonas vaginalis G3, 4320 nucleotides. Its product is annotated as helicase protein. Gene Ontology annotation, biological process: chromatin remodeling. The record is from RefSeq and is a predicted model, not a curated record. Gene Ontology annotation, cellular component: chromatin; nucleus. Gene Ontology annotation, molecular function: chromatin binding; ATP-dependent chromatin remodeler activity; histone binding. NCBI's taxonomy places the organism in Eukaryota, Parabasalia, Trichomonadida, Trichomonadidae. The coding region runs from base 1 to 4320 and encodes 1439 amino acids. The transcript has a single exon.